Molecule: messenger RNA, 630 nt
Organism: Loa loa (African eye worm)
Lineage: Eukaryota; Metazoa; Nematoda; Chromadorea; Rhabditida; Onchocercidae
Exons: 5
Coding region: 1-630 (209 amino acids)
Source: RefSeq, a predicted model, not a curated record
AUGGGUAUGUUGGUCAUUGUCAUGCUUGUCUGUAACUGCAACAGUUUUUUCAGUGUACGCUACAGAAAUAUUAACGAUCAAACUGGCCAGAGAAUCUCUGAAGAUAAGCUGAAGUUGCUCAUUGUGAUUAGUAACGAUGAUGAAGGCGCUAAAAGUGAAGCACUGAAUGCAGUCGAAGAAAUUCGAAAGCAAGUUGUUAGCGCACCAAUUUGUGUUGUCGCUCAAUCGGAUAAUCGAGAUAAUAAUAAAAGCUACAAUAACUUCAUAGGGAAUGGCAGAGUGUUAAUGUUUUACGGACCUGACGUAAAAGCAUCGAUCCUUCUCGUAAAUAAAAAAGAUACCAGUGAAAUGUUGAAAACAAAGUUUGAAAAUUGGAAGAAGGAAUUGCUGUUCCUUAACAGUCAUCAAGUAAUAGCCUUCCAUUUUACUGUGGUCAAUGGCACUGAGCCGGAGGAUAACGAAGAGAUAUUCAGUAAUACAUUCCCAGACAUUCCGCUGAGUACAUUACGUUUACUUGAUGAAUCAUCGAUGACUGGAGUUGACUAUCAAGUUGAAACGGAAUUUCGUUUCGAUGUCGGUCCUGUAUAUGCAAUCGUUGGUUUUCGACAAUUUGGAAGAAAAUCCGAAUAA